AUGCCACCCACCACCAACGGACCAGUAAUUCCCCGCGCGAAACGUAACGCUGCUGGUGAGGAUGUAUCAAUAGCAGUGAUUUUAUCGAAUCAGAGGCGUGAGUUUGUGAACACUAGCUCAAAUGCGAUCGCUCUACGCUACGAGCCACAUGGAAUCUGGGGAGAGGGUCAGCUUGCCUCGUUCAAGAAACGUAGCGGACAGGAGAAACUGGCUCUUAGAGCUGAGGAUAUUCGUCGGUCCGCCAUCAGUCCUCCCUUUAGAGUCGAGGCCCUAGAGAAGGUUGCUGCAGCAGAGCUCAGCGAGGCGUUGGAUCUAAUCACCGAGUUACACGACCCCGCCCUCUUCUACGACCAUAUCAGCAACACCAUUGCUUCUCGUCCAAACCUCAAUCCAGACCGCUUAGCCGCACCGUUUGUAGCUAAAACCAUUGCAUCCGAGGUACACAACGCCUAUCUGGUAGCCGCGUCUUGGAAGGUCAUCGUGAAUGUUCUCGUCGAGGUCCGCCAGCGUGGACUCAAAGACGCGAAUGUGCGCAAAACUGUUCUUGGCAACUCCGGAAUCCGCGAUGCGUACCUCCUCGUCGUGGAUACUGUCGAUAUGUUGUGCUCGCUGGCUCAGCAGAAGCUUAGUAUAUCCAUUGUUGGGUCCAACGAGUUUGGGCAUUUGUUCAGUGGGAGCCGAACUGCAAAGUCAUUUUCCACAGCGGAUGCAACCGCCAUUCGGGCUCUACACCGUUCCCUCAUCGACACAAUCAUCGUCGAGCUAGUCCUACCCAACUCUCGAUACGAACCUCAUAUCCUGGUCGCAGUCUUGAGAGAUGCGCUAGAGACGACGCCCAAGGAGGGGACAAAUAAGUUUUCUCAGGGUGUGUUCGAUGCCCUCGGAAACUUCGCCGCCUUGAUCGAAUUCAAGGACAUACUUCUUGGUCCUCUCCAUGGCGAAGAGGGUGCAAAGGUUCUCAAAAUGCCGAGGAAGGAAGCUGCUGGGGAGAUCAACGAGUUUUUCGAUGCCAUCAAUCUCAGUCUCAAGGCGUCCUCGCUAAGCUCUCGAUGGCAAAGCUGGGCAUUCCCGCUCGAUAAGACAAGGAGCAAGGACAAGUUGGAUGAGCUAUGGAAGCACAUCAAUACGGUUUACUACGACGUCACCGAUGAGACCCACACUGUUGACAGCCUAUGGCGCCUAGAGGACGAACUUGAUUGCAAACCUUCAUACUCAACGUGGUAUAUUCCCGACUGUGCCGCCUAUGGUGGAGAGGUGUCGAGUGAAGACGAGAAAUUGAUAUUCCCCGGAGAUCCGAAAAGAAAACAGGGAAAGAAUGCUCUAGCUCGUUCAAAGAAACGUCCAGGAGGCAUGUCUAGGUCCAGGGCGGCAAUCAUGUUGGGUGAUGCUGAAGAGGAGAAUUUCAAUGACAUGCCAGACUUGAUGCUCGUUGUGUCCUCUGACGACGAUGAGAUGCCACUCUACACGGACGAAGGGACCUCGGAAGAGAGCGAAGGGGAUGAGUCUUCCGAAGAAGAAGAGCUUGUUGACGAAGAAGAGAGCGAAUACGAGGGCAACGAGAUUCGGACCAUGGAGGCAUUAGUAGCAGAAGCUGUGGAGGAGUUUCACAUCCGAGGCAACAAGCUGCCUGCAUGGACACAAGAAACUGAGGACAGCCAAGGUACAGAUUCGUCCGCCGAAGGAUCAUUGAAGUCGAAUCCAAUUCUCAAGAUGCUGCGUUCGUACAUUGGGCGUGUGUUCGAGACGGAUCCUACAUUCAAGCCGCAGAAGUUGGGCGAGAGGCCUGUUUUUGGCCCUCCGAGACCUCCGCCCAGAUUGCAGGAAGGGCUCUCAACGUCAAUAAAACCACUGAGGGACUCACCUGAAGCAAUAUCUAGUGCCUUGGUAGGAAUGACGGUGGAGGAUGCCGAGGACGAGGACGAUCUCAAGGCAGAUGAGGAAAAGAAGAAGAAGAAGAAAUCUAAGAAGAAGAAGAAGAAGAAAUCUACGGCAGAGGAAAGCCAAGAGAUCAAGCAAAUCCUCGAGGAGGCAGACACCGUUACACCAAUGACCCCUCCCAUCCCUACUGUGACGACACCGAAUAGUUCGACAUUCUCACCAGCCUUCACGUCUCCCAAGGAGUCUCGAACAUCGUCAGAUAUAGGCGCCUCGACUAUCCCCUUGCCAAUAGCCCCCACUACGGCUCGGUCUGCACACUCGUACAUGGUAAACGAAAAGAAGCCUGCAAAGGCCAAAUUGAAGACCCGUGGGGAGCCUGCUCCUCAGGGAGGAGAGGUUCCCAAAGCGAAGAAAGGUUUCUUCUCCAAGUUUGGUGGCGCUAAAGUCAAGGCUGAGCAGAAGGAGCCAGUAUCGGGGCAAAAGACCGAAGGAAGCAAUCUAUUUGGGAAGAUUGGUGUCUUCCACUUGCCUAAAAGAGCCAACAAGCUCAUCGGUCGUCUUCUUGGAUCCAAAGACGAUGAGACCAAGGGACAGUCGAGCAUGCGCUGGGAUGACUUUAUCAAGGUCAUGACUCUUAUGGGCUUCAAGGUGGACAAAGGCGCACAAGGAUCUCGGGUCACUUUCUACCCCCCUGACAGCAAGGACACGCCUAUCGUGCUCCAUAAACCUCACCCUGAUCCCACAAUUAAUCCAGUCAUGCUCAAGCGGAUCUCCAAACGCUUGAAGCGGCACUAUGGGUGGCACGAGGACCACUUUGAUCAGGCGAAAGCUCAAGCUGGGUUUACCAACGACAACGGGCUAGAUUAA
This is a messenger RNA of Serendipita indica DSM 11827, 2745 nucleotides long. NCBI's taxonomy places the organism in Eukaryota, Fungi, Basidiomycota, Agaricomycetes, Sebacinales, Serendipitaceae. The record is from the annotation of a GenBank genome assembly.